AUGAGUAUCCAUCCAGAUAGAUUUUACCUCGCGAACGAAACCGCGGCUUUUAGAAUAUUUGAAAUUGAUGGAAAAGAAACAAUAUUAGCGUCAGAAAAUGAGAACAUAAGUAUACAAUGUAAAUCUGAUUAUCCCAUGACUUACUGUGGGUUUGUUCAUCCAAGCGGAAAGCGAUUUUCGUUUGCAGAACGAGCUGUUAGUGAUGGAAAAUGUGUCCAAAAGAUUAAAGCAACAAAGGCAGACAGUGGAGAGUGGGGGUGUCAUAUUGGGAGAAAAUCUUAUCGACUGGAAACAAUAAAAAAGAUACACGUGCGAAUAGUAAAUGAAGUGGCGGCCAUUGAACCUCUCAUUAUAGCUAAAUUGGGGAAGUCUAUUACAAUCGCCUGUGCGACCACGAAGGGAUUGAUCCCGCUGAGCUAUUGUCGUUUUGAACCACCAAAUGGCCAAUCUUUUAAUAUAGAUUCAUCAGUAACCGCAGAGAAUUCCAUUUUGAAGAAAUAUUACUAUCCGUCAAACAGUAGCCUUGAUCGAGGAGACUGUGCUGUUACGAUCAGUAAAGUGAAGUAUGAAGAUAUGGGAGAUUGGACCUGUGGGGCUGGACUCGACGACGGCAAGGAAAUUUUCGACGUUAUCACACUUGAGGUCGAAGGUAUGAACGCGAUGUCAAGAGCAUCGACCGCUGGUAUAACAUUUGGGGGUAUAUUAAUAGCAGUUACACUUGGUUCUCUGGGGUAUAUAGUGUGGAAGAAGAGAAGAUUUUUAGGUCACAGAUCUGCGGCGCAAGAAGAGAUAGAAAUCGAGGAUAUGAGUCAACAGCGCUCAAGUAGUCCACAGCCAGGGCGAAGUGUGCCAAUGGUCGUCGUUCAGUCACCUUCUGAUCCUGGAGAGCCAGGAUCUUCACCACUUAUGACAAGGUCAUAAAGCUUUCAGUAGGAAGUACCAUAGUGAAGUGUAGAAUAUGGACGUAGAUAGGCAGGCAGGUGUGGUAAUAGUGUUUUUUUUAAGAGUGAGAUCCUGACGAUCCUUUUUUGUAUCUUUCAAUACUUCUUAACGCGCUUCUAUGAAGAUCUUGUUGUUAUCGUUAUAGUGGUUAAAGCAACGAGUGUUUUUAUCGUACCGAUGUGCAAAUACAGUUAUUAAAAAAAUAAAACUUUAAUGUUUCCUUCGACAAAUGUUCAAAACAUAGUUUCCUAAAUUUGAAAAAAAAAAACCAGAAAUUAGAAAAUAAGAAAAACCCACUUAACUGUG
Melitaea cinxia (Glanville fritillary) is the source of this 1248-nucleotide messenger RNA. RefSeq lists its product as uncharacterized. The transcript has 5 exons. The coding region runs from base 1 to 921 and encodes 306 amino acids. Lineage: Eukaryota; Metazoa; Arthropoda; Insecta; Lepidoptera; Nymphalidae. The record is from RefSeq and is a predicted model, not a curated record.